Molecule: messenger RNA, 778 nt
Organism: Cyclopterus lumpus (lumpfish)
Lineage: Eukaryota; Metazoa; Chordata; Actinopteri; Perciformes; Cyclopteridae
Gene: mgst3b
Product: microsomal glutathione S-transferase 3b
Exons: 4
Coding region: 133-555 (140 amino acids)
Cellular component (GO): endoplasmic reticulum; nuclear envelope; membrane
Molecular function (GO): glutathione transferase activity; glutathione peroxidase activity
Source: RefSeq, a predicted model, not a curated record
UUUACUUCUUUGAGUCCUGCCUUAAGUGCCUAUUCUCCUUCCGUCCCACUAGCCUAGCUAGUCGCAGAUCUCGUUGUGCGCAAGCCACCGUCUUCUGACAACUUGAAACACAGGCAAACACUUGGUGCAGAGAUGGACAUCCUGACUGUGUUGCCGUCCAGCUUCGGCUAUGCCAUAUUUACCUACCUGUACAGUUGGAUCAUGCUGACCUACUUAGGAGUAAAAGUCGGGGCCGCCAGGAAGAAGUACGACGUCAAGUAUCCCACAAUGUACAGCGACAAGGAGCAGGUAUUCAACUGUAUCCAGAGAGCACACCAGAACACACUAGAGGUGUACGUUCAGUGGCUCGUGUUCCAGACCAUUGCGGCUCUCGUCUACCCGUUAUCAGCAUCGGUGCUGGGGGCUAUUUGGGUGACAAGCAGGUUUUCCUAUGCCUGGGGCUACUACACAGGAGAUCCGGCCAAGAGGAUGUAUGGCGCCUAUGGCUACAUUGGAUACUUUGGUGUCAUCUUUCUGUCCAUAUCUGUAGCCUUGCAAUUGCUUCGAGUCUUUUAAGACAAUUGUCAUCUUGUUUAAUCAUUUAUACUGUCUUGCGUGGACUUUUCAAAUGUGUAAACUUAAAAGUAGUUGUACAAUGCUUUGUAUACUGAUUUAAAAUGAUGAUGCUAAACAUAUUUUUGUGGACCACUAACUUGCGACUGGAUAUCUUUUCAGUCCAUCUAUUUGUUGUGAAUGUCUCUGUGUGAUCGUCAAUAAACUAAAGUCGCAUUUUCUCUAG